AUGUCUGCGCCGGCCACAGCGAUGGGCUCGUCCCACAAUGCCACAUUUAGGGACAAGGAGAAGCCCACGGCUGUCCGGUCCUCCAACAUUGUCGCCGCCAGAGCUGUCGCCGAUGCGAUCCGGACGUCUCUCGGGCCCCGCGGCAUGGACAAGAUGAUUCGAAGCGGCAAGGGGGAGACCAUCAUCACCAACGACGGACACACCAUGCUCAAGAGCAUGUCAGUCAUGCACCCCACGGCCAAGAUGCUUGUCAACCUGGCCGGUGCCCAGGACGUCGAGGCCGGCGACGGCACCACCUCGGUCGUUGUCAUCUGCGGCAGCUUGCUGGGCGCUGCCGACAGGCUGCUUUCCAAGGGCAUCCACCCGUCGGUCAUUUCAGAGGCUUUCCAGAGAGCCGCGGCUGCGGCUGUCGAGGUUCUCCACGACAUGUCUCAGCCCAUCACCUUGAACGACACGGCCUCGCUCCUCCAAGCCGCCAACACGUCUCUGUCUUCCAAGAUUGUGUCGCAGUACUCGAACCUUCUCGGCCCAAUGGCCGUCAAUUCCGUCACCAAGACCAUCGACUUGAGGAACGCAGACAAUGUCGACUUGAAAAAUAUUAGAAUCAUCAGAAAGGUUGGCGGCACAAUCGAGGACAGCGAGCUCGUCGACGGCCUGGUCCUCAAUCAACCCGUUCUCAAGAACGCCGGCGGACCCGCCAGGAUGGAAAAGGCACGCAUUGGGCUGAUUCAGUUCCAGCUGAGCCCCCCCAAGCCCGAUAUGGAGAAUACAAUCCAGGUCAACGACUAUCGGCAAAUGGACAAGAUUGUCAAGGAGGAGCGGCUCUACCUCUUGAACCUGGCCAAGAAGAUUAAGAAGGCAAAGUGCAACGUCCUGCUGCUCCAGAAAUCCAUCCUCCGCGACGCCGUCAACGACCUUUCGCUGCACUUUUUGGCCAAGCUGGGCAUUCUCGCCAUCAAGGACAUUGAGCGAGAUGAGGUCGAGUUCAUCUGCAAAUCGACGGGAUGCAAGCCGGUGGCCGACAUUGACUCCUUCACCGAGGAUAAGCUGGGCUCGGCGGACCUGGUCGAGGAGGUGCAGUCGUCAGGCGCACGGAUGGUCAAGGUGACCGGAGCCAAGGCAACGGGCAAGACGGUUUCCGUGGUUGUCCGAGGCGCCAACUCGCUCAUCUUGGAGGAGGCCGAGCGAAGCUUGCACGACGCACUCUGCGUGGUGCGCUGUCUCGUCAAGAAGAAGGCCCUGAUCGCUGGUGGAGGCGCGGCCGAGAUUGAGAUCGCCGCCCAGCUAUCGAAGCAGGCGCGAAGCCUGACCGGCACCGAAGCGAUUUGCUGGAAGGCAUUCGCGGACGCCAUGGAGGUGAUACCGACAACGCUGGCAGAGAAUGCCGGGCUGAACAGCAUCAAGGUGGUGACGGACCUGAGGCACCGGCACGAGAUGGGGGAGAAGAACGCCGGGGUCAGCAUCAAGUCUGGAGGGGUCAACACCAACAUAUCCAAGGAGAAUGUGCUUCAGCCACUGCUGGUGAGCACGAGCGCGAUUGAGCUGGCGGCGGAGACGGUCAAGAUGAUUCUGAGGAUAGACGACAUUGCUCUGACGAGAUGA
Hirsutella rhossiliensis is the source of this 1602-nucleotide messenger RNA. Its product is annotated as TCP-1/cpn60 chaperonin family domain-containing protein. The coding region runs from base 1 to 1602 and encodes 533 amino acids. The transcript is spliced from 4 exons. Gene Ontology annotation, cellular component: chaperonin-containing T-complex. Gene Ontology annotation, molecular function: ATP-dependent protein folding chaperone; ATP hydrolysis activity; ATP binding. Lineage: Eukaryota; Fungi; Ascomycota; Sordariomycetes; Hypocreales; Ophiocordycipitaceae. Gene Ontology annotation, biological process: protein folding. The record is from RefSeq and is a predicted model, not a curated record.